AUGAAGAUUGCCCUUGUCCUUUUUGCGAUCGCUACGACAGCUGCUUACGAACCUCACGAAUUUGGAAAUCGUCUACGUUUUGCUAUAUAUACGCCAAGAUCUAUUGGCGGCGCCUAUUGGACUGAUCAAGAGGGAUAUUCCGGAAUAAUCCGCGAAAAAUUUUGGACCAUCGCUGAAGAGAGGGAUCGUAUAAUGGAAUGGGCUGAGACACACAAUGUUACAAAAGAAGCUAGAGAAGUUUUUGAAGCUAUGGACCGGCGUCGAGAGCAAAUUAAGUGGAAUGUCACCAAACUUGCCAUAUUAUUACCACAUGCUCUGGAAAGGUUCGGCUCAAUAGUGGAGGACGUUAGCCAAACUCACGAGGAACAAUCCACUGCAUUGCGUGAAAUAGAAGCUGACGACCCAGAGCUUUUCCGGGUGAUACGUUUCGCGGUGGAGCAGUUCAUGUCAAGAUUUCCUCCAACAAUUGUAGACAGAGUUCCACACGUUUACGGGCCACGUGGUGAGUACGGCCCAUACGGCCCAGGAGAUUUCGAUAGAAUAGGACCACACUCGCAUGGACCGUAUAGUGGACGCGAUGGUGGAUACGAAAAGCCGUGGCUUUAUCCAAGAGGACGACCUCGAGAAAAACUAAUCACUUUGUUACCGUCAGAAUGGUGA
Messenger RNA from Ostertagia ostertagi, 660 nucleotides. Lineage: Eukaryota; Metazoa; Nematoda; Chromadorea; Rhabditida; Trichostrongylidae. The record is from the annotation of a GenBank genome assembly.